AUGUCUAUCUUAUCAAAGUUGAAAACUCAACAAAGUAUCACUGACCUCGAACAACAAAACAGAAAGUUGGAGACACAAGCUCUGAGUGUACAACACAGACUCUCUAAUUUGCAGAGAAAAAAUGAGUUUUUACAGAGGAAGCCAGAGGAUAAACAGAUUGAAAAACAGAGAAAUAUCAAGCUCACUUUGCAUGGGAAAGAAGAGGUGGUGACCAAGUCUGUUUCCUUUUCUCAAAACAAGGUGAAUUUUUCCGCUCUUUUUGAAGUGUUGGCUGUGUUGCUGGAGUGGACAUCAGAGGCUCAUCUUCAAAAAAUGCCAACAUUUCAGGAUUCACCGCAAGGAAGGCUUCAAGAACAACAGUUGGACUUUCCUUCAGCUCUAGUGCAUGAAAAAUGUUUGAAAAUUUUACCAGGCAUGUCUGACAUAUUAGGGACUCUGCCAAGCGUGAAUCCUCGUGUACAGCAGCCUUGUUUACAGUUCACUUACUGGAGUGUCGUGUUUAUGGAGCAGACGGUGCAAGGAUCGCAGAGAACUGCUUUGGCGUCCACGCUACGUCACAUUGGUGAAGAACUCUACAAACCUCAGGUUACAAAAGUUUCAGAGGAAGGAUCAACUCCAAAAAGCGAGAAGCAGAAGCUUGAAAUCUAUUUCCACAGCCCUAAUAUCGCCGUCAGAAUUCUCUCAUCUCUUAUCAUACUCAAAACUCUCUCCAGAGUUGAUUACCUUGCUCAUGUGUUUGAUGUCUUGAAAACCGACUUGAAAGACGAUGUGGGCAAGCAAAUAUUUCUGACCUACGAAGGAGUGAACGUCGUGUUAUCGUACAUGAAGGCUGUUCAAAAGGCUCUCCUCGGUAGUGCUGUCGAUGUCAUGCUUCUGAUGUCUGUAGAUUCACCGUUCACGUCGGCAUUUUUGGACAGCUGUUCAAACGAGCUCUGGUUCAGGACGGCCGUGAAUCUGCUGCAACACAAGGGACUGGAUCCUAAAAUAUUGGAGAAAUUGAGCAUCGUACUUCAAAGACUUUCAAAACUCAAGUCCAAUCGCCGAUACUUUGAAGCUUUCCAGAUAUCUGCCAUUGUGCAAGAAAUGUUACGGACUUGCGAUCCACAAAACGCCUUCCUGGCUCUAAACCUCCGCUCCAUCAUCUUUAACCUCGGCAAAGGAAAAGAAUGACUCGAGACAAGCUGCAAUGCUAUUGGGUAAACAUGCUAGUAUCCUCCAAUCAGGAUAAAGGUGCUCGCGGGGAGUCAGCCAAUAGGAAGACGCUUUGCCUUUGGCGGGAACUAGAGUGGAAGGCGGGUCAGGGGUUGUUCGAGAAAAGCGAGCCCACGUGUUGUUUUUCUCACAGUUCGCGGUUAACAGCAAACAAGACAUGCGAAAGGAGAGUAGAGUCGUCAUUGUAACCAUGUCAGCAUUUCGUUUAGGGAUGUUAAUAGACAUAGUGUUGUGGUAGAAACGAAAACUGAAGGUCAGAAAACAGUUUUAUUCUAUUUUUUUUUUUAACAGAAAUGCAACGUUAUGGAAAGAAUGUGAAAGUCAACUGCUGUGAAAUGUUUAUUUUACUGAAUAUAGUAGAAAUCUAAGAUGUUUAAAAGUUCUAUUUAUAAUAAAACGUGACGGGUGUUUUUCUGCUGUCUUUUUCCGCAAGUCUUUUUCUAAAGACUUCUGACGUUUUACAUAGUUACGUUUAGCGAGUUGUGCAAACAGUAUUUUCAUGCAGAUCUCAAGUCCCUUCGAAACGGAUUAUUCCUUCUGAUGAUAAUAUGUGCCCGUUUUAAAAUAAAACAAGCCUGAAAGAGUACUUUGAACAAAAAAUAUGUGUAGGACUUCUUUUCGGAAUUUACGGUAAUUUAGAAACAAUCUUAGCACUGUUGUGUUAAAAGCGAUCGACUUUUGGCCACUCUUACUCACACGAAUGCUAAUUGUAAAAAAAUACACAAUAUGAAUGAAAGACAAACAGCUUCAUAAAAGAGAACUAUUUGUAACAACGUUAAUAAGCUUUUAACUGUAGUAGGUGUUUCCAUCCCGAAAUAAAAUAACAAUAACACCGAAGA
This is a messenger RNA of Orbicella faveolata, 2051 nucleotides long. RefSeq names its product coiled-coil domain-containing protein 138-like. The record is from RefSeq and is a predicted model, not a curated record. NCBI's taxonomy places the organism in Eukaryota, Metazoa, Cnidaria, Anthozoa, Scleractinia, Merulinidae.